Penicillium robsamsonii is the source of this 306-nucleotide messenger RNA. RefSeq names its product H(+)-transporting V1 sector ATPase subunit F. Gene Ontology annotation, cellular component: proton-transporting V-type ATPase, V1 domain; fungal-type vacuole membrane. NCBI's taxonomy places the organism in Eukaryota, Fungi, Ascomycota, Eurotiomycetes, Eurotiales, Aspergillaceae. Gene Ontology annotation, molecular function: proton-transporting ATPase activity, rotational mechanism. Gene Ontology annotation, biological process: proton transmembrane transport. The coding region runs from base 1 to 306 and encodes 101 amino acids. The transcript has 3 exons. The record is from RefSeq and is a predicted model, not a curated record.
AUGGCGGCAUCGGCCGCAACAUACAAGCAUGUCACUGAACCACCGGACUCCCAGAGAAACUUCCUAGUCGUUGAUUCCAAGACCGAGACCUCAGAGAUCGAACGGGCCUUCCAGAACUUCACCCAGGAGAGGAAAGACAUUGCCGUGCUCUUGAUUAACCAGCAUAUCGCAGAACGCAUCCGCCAUAUCGUCGACGCAUUCGCCGAUCCUUUCCCAGCUGUCCUUGAAAUCCCCAGCAAAGACCACCCCUACGACCCAGAGAAGGAUAGUGUUCUCAAGCGUGUCCGCCGCCUGUUUGGGGAGUAG